AUGUCUCUCUCCCCCGAAAAACGUGGCCGUCACACGCGCCCUCGCUCCAGUUCCCGUGGACCUACCAACUUCGCCACGGUGGAAGGCAGGCUAUCUUGUUCCGGAAAACACAAAAUUGCAUGUCUCGCGCUGCAAGCCUCAAACAACGAUCUUGAAGCGCGUAUCACACACCUUCGUGGAAAGGUCAAUCAGCUCGACCGAGAAAUUUCUGUCCUUUCACGCCACGUCAAGCAGUUCAACCAUCAUCCAUUCCUGCAGACCUGGCAGGCCGACCUUCUCACUCGCCUCAUCGAGGUCGCCUAUGUCCGCCAGAAGAACAAGCUGCCCGAUGGGGUUUCAAUCGGCGAGACGAACACUGCAGACAGAGAGAUUCUCUCUAGAGCUUAUAGCAAUGCGGCUCGCCGAGUGAAAUGGGGUACGCUAGACAGUCUCGGUCUUGACAUAGGACACCAUGAUGCGUUGCAGCAUUACUCUGAUAUCGCUGUUUAUCGAAGCCCGAAUCCCUUUGAUACAGAGAUUCCUUUCGCCGAAUGGCUGGUCCAGCAGAGUCAGGCAAAACCGGACUUGUUUGCGUUCUGGGCAAGGCUCUACCCAAUCUGCUAUGGCCGUGCCGUUUACGAAAGCCUAGUCAUCGCCUGA
Messenger RNA from Penicillium cosmopolitanum, 639 nucleotides. RefSeq lists its product as uncharacterized. The transcript has 3 exons. The record is from RefSeq and is a predicted model, not a curated record. NCBI's taxonomy places the organism in Eukaryota, Fungi, Ascomycota, Eurotiomycetes, Eurotiales, Aspergillaceae. The coding region runs from base 1 to 639 and encodes 212 amino acids.